AUGUCACACAACAACAUUUGUGAUAAACUCUUAUAAGAUUAUGAUAGCGAUGAUAACGAAGAUGUGAACUUAAAUCAAUUAGAAUAAGACUAUAAGUCUGUUUUUUAAGUGAGUGCAAAGCAAUUUCAUAAUAUCCCUAGUACAGAUAAUUAUAAUGUUGAUAAAAAUGUGAUUUAAAUAUCUGACAAUAACGUUUAAUCCAAUAACUAGCAGAAUCAAUUUAAUGAAAAAUAAUAACCAUCUAAUCCUACCAAUAAUUAGUAGAGGCAUAUCUAACACCAAAGUAGCUAUUAAGGUUAAUCCUUGCCUUCAAUUUUAAAAAAGAAAUCCUCCUACGAUUAAAGCUCAAAUUUAAUUUAAGGCUAAUUUGGUUUUGAAGCCUAAAAUUUAUAAAAAAGUUAAGGAGAGUAGCUGGUAGGUUCUCGCGAUAACAGAGAUUCCUAAGACAUUGAAAAAUCGUAAUAAUCACCUCUAAAUUAGCAAGUAAGGUUUGGAAGAAAACAAGAAAAAAAGUUUAGUAUUUAAGACGAAGUUCUUAAACUCGAUAGAGUAGAGAGCAUCAAUCAGUAAAAUUAAAAAAUUGAAGAAGAGGAUUAAAAGAUUUAAGAUUAAGACGAACCAGGAAGCGUAGACUAAGAAAUGUUGAACAGAUCAGAAAUGGAUUACUGGAAAGGUGAACUUCCUUUGGAUUUGUUUUUAGAGAGCACCUAUGAAAAUGGGUAGAGAACAAAUUUAGAUGCACUUACUGUUUAUAGACCAGAUGUAGAACCAAUACUUUAUCAGUCUAAAACAAAAAAUAUUGAAUCUUAUUUGUAUUUUGAUGAGAAAUCAUAUGAUUAUCAAGCAAGUGUAAAAGAUGGAAGGAGAAGAAAUAUGCUUAGAAGAAUCAAUGAAAAUGACGGAUUUUUAGGUUUCUACAGUCAAAAUAAGCGCAGUGAUGUCCUUAAGAUGCUUAUUUGCGUUACUAUGUACAGUGAAAGCAGAGAAUUCUUGGAAAAUACUCUCUACCAUAUUUAUUAAAAUUAAAAAGGGUUUCUUCAAAUUGGGUUAAAAGAUUUUCAAAUUUGCGUUGUUGUUAUAUAAGAUGGUAUUAUGAAAAUGAAAGAAGAGUCAGUUGAUUUUUAUACUGAAAUAGAAGGUGAAAUUAGAGAUCCUAAAAGAAACUUAAAAAUUAGAAGAUUUGACAUUUAGAGCCAAUUAGACUACUUUAAGUUUAAUAAUUAAUAAUCCCUUAUUGAUGCUAAUGAAGGACUUCCUCCAACUAUCCCUAAGCGUAUUGCUCUUACAUACUAAAAUCGUUUAUAUUUUGUAAAGGAAAAUCAUAAAAACAGAUACGAAAAACCUAAGGUUUAUAGCUCAAAUUGCAGAGGCUACUCAAAUAAUUAAAUAGGUAUGACAGUUUUUAGCGUUUUCAAGCAUAAAAAUGCAAAAAAGCUCUCCUCCCACAUGUGGUUUUUCGAAGGUUUCUGCAGAUAAUUUAAUCCUAAAUACUGCGCUCUUGUUGAUGUAGGAACUUUACCUGCUCCAGACGGAUUACUGAAAUUUUACAUGGCAAUGGAAGGAAAUUCAAGGAUUGGUGGUGUAUGUGGAUUCUUAGGUUUAGAAGAUCCUCCAGAAUAUAAAAGCAAAGAAAAUUAAGUUGUUGAAGGAAAUGUAUCACUUGAUGAAGAAAUUAAACAAAAAAAAGAAAAUUUAAGGUUGAAUACAAAAUGGUGGAAUAUUUGGCAAUCAAAAAAAUAAUAAUAGUCUUCUAAUCAGAAUAACGAUAAUAUUGAUGAAGUUUAAUAAUAAGACAUCUAAAAAAUCGAACUUUAAAAGAAAAAAGAUUCUCACUUUAAGAAAAAAAUAAUAUCAACUACCAUUUUUUCAUUUUUUUUCUUUCUUCCUAUUUAGAUAAUUUACUUUACUCUUUACUUAAUAUACUUCAUCCUCUUUAAAUGUGUCUUCAAAUGCAUUUUCAAAAUUCUAAAAUGGAUUUCAUAUAAUUACUUAUCUGGAUUGGCAAGUCUUAAAAAAGCCCAGCUUUAUGAGUACACUAUGGCUCAUAUGCUAGAUAAAAAUUUUGAAUCACUUUUAGGAUUUUUGCAUGUUCUUCCAGGUGCCUGGUCAGCUUAUCGAUAUAAAGCACUAGAAAUUAAACUUUCUUAAAGAUAAAAUCUACUAUAAAAACGCUAUUUUAAAUAAUUGAUAAAUCCUGAUUAAUUAGAAGGAAAUAUCUAGGAAGCAAAUAUGUUUCUAGCAGAAGACAGAAUCUUAUGUCUUGGUAUAUAUUGCUAGCCAGAUUCUAAUUUUAUCUUGAAAUACAUACCUGAUGCCUAAGCCUUUACAGAUCCUGUUGAAACUCUAGAAGAAUUUAUGAAUUAACGUAGAAGAUGGAUUAACAGUACUCUCUAUGCAUUAGAUUACGUUUUAAAGCACUUUUCAUUUCAUGUCCAAGAAAGCAGUCAUAGUAGUUUUUCUAAAUAUAUUCUUUUACCAUUUAACAUGUUAUUUGCAAAAAUUGGAAAAUUAAACACUUACUUUAUUCCUGCAUUUUACAUGUUUGUUGCAAUAACAAGCAGCUUUUAAUUAAUAUCGCCUGAGAUAAAAAAAGGCUAUAUGUUUCGUACAACAGAAAACUACAGUGACGAUGAUGGAUGUAUUAUUGGUAUGGAAGAACCACAACAAGAUGAUCUUUGUUCUUCAUAAAAUAAGGAAUUUUGCUACAUUGUGUGUGAGGAAAAAGACUUUCCCAGUUAUCUACUUCUUCUUUUCGAUAUAGUACCUGCGAUUUACAUCAUAUGCUUCCUGCUGAUAGUAUUUGCAAGCUUAACUUUUCGUAUUAAGCGUGUAAACAGACUAGCUGUAUUUGAAGAGUUAAGUAGAACAUUACUCACAAGUGAGUAGAAAUAAGAAGUUUAAAAAAAAGAAGAUGAGAUUAAGUAGUAGCAAAAGGUAUUGAGAGAGUCAUUGCAACUUUCUUCAAAACAAAUUAAGUAAGCAAAUAAAAAAAUAAAUGAAGCUGAAAAGAAGCUCAAAGAAUACAUAAUAAAGAUUACUAAAAAGUCGUUUAAAGAAAUGGAAUAAAAGAUCUAGUAACACUAAGUGAAGCUUACUCCUAAAGAAAAACUAUUUAAAGAAAAAUAUGAUACAUUAACUUCAUAAGAUUUUUCUAAUAGUUCAUUUAAAAUUCUCUCAGCUAUUAUGUCAUUUAUAAGUAUUAUAGUGAUGAUCAUAGUAACUUUUGCCAUUUUGAUGAAUAUCUUCAACGAUAAUUUUGGAUUAGUUAAAAGCUUUGUAAAAUUAGAAUAUUGGUUAAGGUUGUAUGUUAUCAUUAUGGCAUGUCUCAAUACUGGAUCAUUUUUUAUCCUUCUGUUUGUCCACUUACUUUUCUAACCUAAACUUGUUUGGUAUAUUAUAAUAUCUUAUUGGAGCUAUACAAUAUACUAACCUAUAUAUAAUUUCACUUUAAUCAUAUUCUCAUUUUGUAAUAUUGAUGAUGUUACUUGGGGAACUAAAGGUAUUUCAUCAGAAGCUACUUCAUAAUUGUUUUAUCAAAGCAAAGUUAAAUUUCUACUAAAAUGGUUUUCAGCAAAUGCUCUUCUCUUAAUGGUUAUGAUUUGUGGUAAUAUUUUCUCUGGAAAAACUCCUUAUAUUAUUUUGUUAAUUGGUAUGUAUGGAACAUUGUAUCUAACUGUUAAAACUAUAUUAGCAAUAUUCAAUUACAUAAAGUAUUUCGUGAUUGAUAAGUGGAUAGCAUAUUGCAGGAUCAGAAGAUUUAAGAAUAAAAAUAAAGUGCAAUAGCAAGAAAUAGAAAAUAAAUUCAAAGAUUUCCUAAAGAAGAUAGAGUCCUCGAAGACAAAGAGUCAUAAUGAAUGGAGAGAACUAUACAAUAAUAAUAAAACAAUCAGCUAAGAUUAUAUUUAGAAGUUUAUAACUUCCCCAAAAAGUCAUUCAUGA
Molecule: messenger RNA, 3939 nt
Organism: Tetrahymena thermophila SB210
Lineage: Eukaryota; Ciliophora; Oligohymenophorea; Hymenostomatida; Tetrahymenidae
Product: chitin synthase
Exons: 1
Cellular component (GO): cell septum; cell periphery
Molecular function (GO): chitin synthase activity
Source: RefSeq, a predicted model, not a curated record